Betta splendens (Siamese fighting fish) is the source of this 1881-nucleotide messenger RNA. Its product is annotated as cytochrome b5. Gene Ontology annotation, cellular component: membrane; intracellular membrane-bounded organelle. The record is from RefSeq and is a predicted model, not a curated record. The transcript is spliced from 5 exons. NCBI's taxonomy places the organism in Eukaryota, Metazoa, Chordata, Actinopteri, Anabantiformes, Osphronemidae. Gene Ontology annotation, molecular function: heme binding. The coding region runs from base 272 to 739 and encodes 155 amino acids.
GCGCACUGUGAUAAAGAAAAACGCACGUCAUUGGUCUAUUUCACAUGUCUGCUGAUGUGCCGGCUUAAGCUGUUUUUUUAGUUCACAACAGUUUAGUUCAGCGUCUAUCUCUUGUGUGCAGCUUCUGUGAGGUUUGAGCACGCUUUUCUGUUUUUUUGCCAGAGUUUGAAAGCUAAAACAGACAUAGCCAAGCUAGCAUUACAUCUCAACCUGGCUAACGUCAGCUAGCUGCUCAGUCAUACGUUAGGGAAACGUCAGAAAUAACGCUAGAAUGGGCGAUGAAAACAAAGCAGGAAACACGUUUGCAGGUAAUCGCAAUGUUGAGGUAAAUGGCGAAACGGCAGACGAUACAGUAAAAUAUUACACAUUAGAAGACGUAAGAGUACAUAAUAUGAGCAACGACACAUGGCUCAUCAUCCACGAUAAAGUAUACAACGUCUCACGUUUCCUGGAAGAGCACCCGGGGGGUGAGGAGGUUUUGUUGGAGCAGGCAGGUGGAGAUGCCACAGAAAGCUUUGAGGAUGUAGGUCACUCUACUGACGCCAGAGAGAUGCUUCAGCAGUACUACGUUGGGGAGCUUCACAUGGAUGACAGAAAAACAGGGAAGGCAAAGGAAGUAAAAGCCACAAAAUCAGGAGAGUCCAGUAGCACUUGGACCACAUGGUUGAUUCCUGUGAUUGCUGCAGCCAUUAUUGGGAUCAUGUAUCGCUACUACGUGUUGGACUCCAAGUCUUCAUGAGUACCAGCCAUCUGUUUUGAUCCCACUGAUUUUCAUCCGGAGGCCUUGAAAUGUUUGACCAAAACCUCCUCACACUGAUGAACACAAUCGUGAGUGUCUGCAACCAGAAAAGCAGUUUGAUAAAAUACUUUUGUUCCUGUUUGUCCACAUAGAGCACACCAAAAAUACAGUUAAGGAAAUAGUGAUUAAAUUGUCUGCCUUCAGUUUCUUCCACUUGUCAUUAAUUAAGCACUGUCAUUGAUAUUAAAUGAAGUCUAAAGUUUUAUUGUUCAUAUGUAUUUAACCCAGGUUGGUUACUGGAUCAAAUGCAUUAUUACAGAUGAAAUCUUUAUCACCACUGCAUAAUGGUGAUAAACUUGCGGCAGUAGAUCAGUGACCACGACCUGCUGUAUUGUUAAGAAUUACAGCAUUAUUCAAUGCAUGUCUUACUACACUAUUCCAGUGUUAGCAAUGAUUCUUUAUUGGCAGUAAAUGCAUCAUGUUUCCAAUUAUGUAAAUGCAGCAUCAUAUCUUUGCAUCUGUUACUUUUGAAAAUGGUGAAUCAUGUAAUAUCAAUGAUUAUUUAAGGUAGAAUUAGUUUCAACGUGUCCUUUUCUACAGCUGUUAUACAUAGAUCAUACAUAAAUAUAACCCUAGUAUGUAAUAAAAUAAUAUUUUAAUACCCAGAUACUAUAGUGAUGAUGAAAACACUUACAUACAUGUUAUUUGUUUUCCUUUAUUGUUGUUCUUCACUUUGCCUCUUCUUGCCUUUUGCUUCCUUUUAGCGUAUCCUAAUUGUACAUUGGGUGAACAGUACAAUUGAAUUACACUGAGGUUUAAUGUGUGGAUGUUGUUUGAAUGCUGUAUAAUUUGCAGGUUGUCACUUGUAGACAUCAGGGGUUGGAACCGUUAAUGUGGUUUCAUUUGACAUCAUUUUUAUUAAUUGAAUAUUCUCAAAUAUGCAGUUUAUUUAAUGUUAGUAUUGGGGAAAACAUCUCUCAUGCCAUAUUAUUAAAGUCUCUCGGUAUCAGACCUGCUGCUAUUUCUGCGUGACUACAUUACCUGCAGAUUUUCCAAAUUUAGUUGAUUUAAAUAUUUGCCAUAUUUUACACAUCAACUGCUGUUUCCUGUCUCAGAAUAAAGUAAAUGCAUCUCUGACCUCA